This is a messenger RNA of Leptosia nina, 1061 nucleotides long. The record is from the annotation of a GenBank genome assembly. NCBI's taxonomy places the organism in Eukaryota, Metazoa, Arthropoda, Insecta, Lepidoptera, Pieridae.
AUGACUGACAUAACAAUAUCGUUUUUGGUGGACCGCGAGAAGCAAGGAGGCGUUAUGGAGAGUUGGUACAAAUUGUACACAUGGGUGAAUUACACCGUGCUGAUGCUGCUGUUGCAGAUUUUUUGGAAGAUUAGCCAAAUAUCCAACUAUUUUAAACAAAAACCAAUCGAAGACGGAAAAACAGAAAGGACAUUCGUUUUGACACCUCUCACAAGGGACUACAAAUUCAGAAGACAUAUACGCUCGAUGUCCGACGUCCAAAGCAGUACACCAUACAGACUGCCCUUCAGGGCGAAGAAUAACUUGAUGCUAACCUACGAUUCUGACACAAGAACCAGAAGAACUUACAACAGAUACGAUUCUUCAGACUCCAGCGACUACAUGUGUAAAGCGUUCACUGAUUUUCCCAACGCUAAACUAUGUCUGGAAAAUGCGGAUAUUAAUAAGAUAGUACCAAAAAUACCACAGAUAGAAAAUCAGCGCAGAGGUGCCUAUCGAUUUAGUCUGUGGAAUAAAAAGAUUGACAGCGACUGGGACCAGCGCGACAUUCCAUCAAGUUUAAUUGUGAAUGUAUUAAAAAUGAAGAUAUUAGCAAUUUUAUUUAUUUUAAAGCUUAUAAACGCGGAUCCGACGCCGAUAGUGUUAUGGCAUGGAAUGGGUGACACUUGUUGUUUUUCAUUCAGUUUGGGCUCAUUCAAAAUAUUUCUCGAAGAUCAAAUCCCAGACGUUUAUGUGCAUUCUUUGAGGAUCGGGGAUUCUAUCAUAGAGGACAUGGAAAAUGGCUACUUCAUGAGUCCAAAUAAGCAAGUGGACUAUGUCUGUGAUAAAAUUUCCAACGAUCGGAAACUACGGCAUGGAUUCCACGCUAUAGGUUUUUCACAGGGCUGUCAGUUCUUCCGCGCUGUAAUUCAGCGCUGCGGUCACAAAUUACCACAAGUAAAGAACUUCAUAAGCCUUGGAGGGCAGCAUCAAGGAGUUUACGGGCUGCCCCACUGUGGUGCCCUGCAGCACCAAAGUUGUGAUUAUAUCAGGAAACUGCUAAAUUACGCCGCAUAUUAUAG